Conger conger (European conger) is the source of this 4348-nucleotide messenger RNA. RefSeq names its product CCCTC-binding factor (zinc finger protein) (gene ctcf). Gene Ontology annotation, molecular function: RNA polymerase II transcription regulatory region sequence-specific DNA binding; DNA-binding transcription factor activity, RNA polymerase II-specific. Gene Ontology annotation, biological process: regulation of transcription by RNA polymerase II. The record is from RefSeq and is a predicted model, not a curated record. The transcript has 12 exons. Gene Ontology annotation, cellular component: nucleus. The coding region runs from base 173 to 2527 and encodes 784 amino acids. Lineage: Eukaryota; Metazoa; Chordata; Actinopteri; Anguilliformes; Congridae.
CGGCUCUAGGCCGCCAUUUUGUGCAGAGCCUACUCUGCUAAAGCGGGAGAGGAUUAAAACCACCGGAGGAGAAGGGCGCGUUUCUACACCAUCCCAGACAGAGCACAGAACGGACCCCGGGCUUUCAUUCAAAUUCGACGAGAAAAUAAACAGACAACAGCAGGUCAUACCCAUGGAGGGCGAGCCGACGGACGCGGUUGUGGACGAGGGGGGCGACGCCUUCAAGGCCAAAGAGUGCAAGACGUACCAGCGGCGGCGCGAGGGCGGGCCCGAGGAGGAGGAGGUGGAGGAGGUGGGGGCCGACCUCCUGCAGCAGGCCCAGGCGGCCGUCGCCGCGGCGAUGGAGGCGGGCGGAGUGGCCGAGGAGCAGCAGCAGCCCCCGGGCGAAGUGGGCGUGGUCAGCGUGGACGGAGGGGUGGGGAUGAUGGUGAUGGACAGUCUGGACCCCGCCCUGCUGCAGAUGAAGGCGGAGGUGAUGGAGACGGGGGUGGCGGUGGGGCAGGUCACGGCCCACGAGGCCACCGUCACCACGGUGGACGACACGCAGAUCAUCACGCUGCAGGUGGUCAACAUGGAGGAGCAGCAGCUGGGCCUGGGCGAGCUGCAGCUGGUGCAGGUGCCCGUCUCCGCCGUGCCCGUGUCCACCGCCGUGGUGGAGGAGCUGCAGGGCACCUUCGUCGACGCCACGGCCAUGCCCAAGGACGGGGAGCCCGUCAUCUGCCACACCCUGCCCCUCCCUGAGGGCUUCCAGGUGGUGAAGGUGGGCGCUAACGGGGAGGUGGAGACCGUGGAGCAGGACGAGCUGCAGCCACAGGAGCCCCCCGAGCCCCAGAAUGAGGACUCCUCCUGGGCCAAAGACCCCGACUACCACCCGCCCAUCAAGAAGACCAAGAAGCCCAAGAAAAGCAAGCUGCGCUACGACACGGAGGAGGGCAAGGACAUGGACGUGUCCGUCUACGACUUCGAGGAGGAGCAGCAGGAGGGCCUGCUGAGCGAGGUCAACGCCGAGAAGGUGGUGGGCAACAUGAAGCCGCCCAAGCCCACCAAGAUCAAGAAGAAAGGUGUGAAGAAGACAUUCCAGUGCGAGCUGUGCAGCUACACGUGUCCGCGCCGCUCCAACCUGGACCGCCACAUGAAGAGUCACACGGACGAGAGGCCACACAAGUGCCACCUGUGUGGCCGCGCCUUCAGGACCGUCACCCUGCUGAGGAACCACCUGAACACGCACACAGGAACCAGGCCACACAAGUGCGGAGACUGCGACAUGGCCUUUGUGACCAGCGGAGAGCUGGUCCGACAUCGCCGCUACAAGCACACCCACGAGAAGCCCUUCAAGUGCUCCAUGUGCGACUACGCCAGUGUGGAGGUGAGUAAGCUAAAGAGGCACAUCCGCUCCCACACGGGCGAGCGGCCGUUCCAGUGCAGCCUGUGCAGCUACGCCAGCAGAGACACCUACAAGCUCAAGAGACACAUGAGGACUCACUCAGGGGAGAAGCCGUACGAGUGCUACAUCUGCCACGCCCGCUUCACCCAGAGCGGCACCAUGAAGAUGCACAUCCUGCAGAAGCACACGGAGAACGUGGCCAAGUUCCACUGCCCCCACUGCGACACGGUCAUCGCCCGCAAGAGCGACCUGGGGGUGCACUUGAGGAAGCAGCACUCGUACAUCGAGCAGGGCAGGAAGUGCCGUUACUGCGAGGCCGUGUUCCAUGAGCGCUACGCCCUGAUCCAGCACCAGAAGUCCCACAAGAACGAGAAGCGCUUCAAGUGCGACCAGUGCGACUACGCCUGCCGACAGGAGCGCCACAUGGUGAUGCACCGGCGCACCCACACGGGGGAGAAGCCUUACGCCUGCAGCCACUGUGAGAAGACCUUCCGCCAGAAGCAGCUGCUGGACAUGCACUUCCGCCGCUACCACGACCCCAACUUCGUGCCCACCUCCUUCGUGUGCACCAAGUGCGGCAAGACCUUCACCCGCAGGAACACCAUGGCUCGGCACGCGGAGCACUGCACCGGGCCCGACGCGGAGGGAGAGAACGGCACCGUGCCCCGCAAGACCAGGGUGGGGAGGAAGAGGAAGAUGCGCUCCAGGAAGGACGAUGACGACAGUGACGAGCACGGCGAGCCUGACCUGGACGACAUCGAUGAGGAGGACGAGGAGGCGCUCCUGGCCACCACCGAGAUGGAGCUGGAGCAGGCCCCGCCCACAACACCCGUCCCCGCCCCCAUGCCCCCGCCCGUCAAGAGGAAACGGGGCCGACCGCCCGGCAAGGCCAACCAGCCCAAACCCGCCCCCCCGGCGGCCAUCAUCCGGGUGGAGGACGAGAGCACGGGCGUGGUGGAGGACAUCAUCGUGAAGAAGGAGCCGGAGCUGGAGCCCGAGGCGGCGGCGGAGGAGGAGGAGGAGGUGCAGGCCGAGGAGGUGGGGGAGGAGACGGAGGUGGAGACGGUGCAGCUCCCGCCCGUGGAGGCGGCGCCCAACGGCGACCUGACGCCCGAGAUGAUCCUCAGCAUGAUGGACCGGUGAUGGGGCGAGCCGUCUCAUCACACAAGCCUCCUCCAUCCAGCUACACACACGCACACACACAUGCACACACACACACACACACACACACACACACACCAACCACCUUAGUUGUAUAUGUCUUGGUCCCUCUUUUCUUAAAUUCUGAUUUAAAUAUGCCUGGGAUAUGUUGGGAAUCACGUUUUUGUUUCUGCGGUUUUAUUUUGUUUUAUUUUUAUUUCCCCCCCACCCCCGCCCGUGCUUUCUCCUCCUCCUGUUCCUCCCCAGGUAGUGGUCAGCCCUCCCUCUGAGUGCUUUGAGAAGUCUUUACUCCGUAUAUAUAAAUUCUAUAUUUUUACCAGAUGAAUGCAUUUAAGAGAAAUACAGCGUCGUCUACGGCUCCAUGUUCCGGUCCCGGCGGGAGGCUUGCUUGCACGUUGUCUGGACGUAUGUGGCUGGGAGGGAAGGCUUUUCGUUUGGGCGGUAAACCCCGAUUAACGGGCGCUUCGCCGGCUAGCGCGCUGCAUUCAUACGACGUCGCUACUGCGCCAGAAUGUUUCCGAUGGCGUCGAACGCUUUCACUGCUGUAAAGGAGGAGAGGGAGUAUUUUUAAUAUAAACACGCACGUAUUCGCACACACGCACACGCACACACACCCUUCCCCACCCACUGCCUUCAGUCCCGUCAAAGGGAUUGUGUUGCUGAUAUUCACGACGCCUUGCAUCGCUGCGUUUGAUCCGACUCUUUUAUACAUCCAGGAUUAUGAAGUUUUAAUGACACGAUGAGGAUGCGCCAGUUAUCCAUCCAGAGUAGAGAUCAACGACAUCCACCGCCACGUUUCGAAGCCUGCGAUUUAUUAUGUUGUACAAAAAAGAAAAAGCAAUCUCGGCUAGUCUCGCUUGUAAAUAUAUCUAUUUUUUUUUUUCCCCCCUCCCCUUUUUUUGUUUAAUUACGUACGUUUUAAUCUCUACUAGUGAUCGAAGACCUUGUAAAUGCUCAACGGCAUUUUAACAGUAGCUUUGGAAAUCCCGCCGACGAAAAACUGUCCAUUAUUUCUGUGGUGUAAAUGUUCAGAACCGCUAUAAAAGGAAAAUCAUGUAGGAAACGCAACCCCCUGUUCCUUUAUUUUCCUCUGUCCUUCACUGCUUGCAUAUUAUCCGGCCAGCGUGUUUCCGAGCGCACUAACCUAUGGGCCAACGGGCGGGUUAGACGCCGCUUUGCAUGACGUGUACAGUCGAACCCCUUUACCCCACUGUUCCUCCCAUCAGUUUUUCUAUUGAAAGGUGUUUAAAGUAAAAAAAAGAAAUCACAACAGCCACCAUGGUAAACAGUUUCACUAUCGCAUUUAAUAGCAGGGGAGUGGGUGGGGCAGGGGCUCUAUGAGAGAGACGGGUCUUGUCUUUUAAACUCAAACUACUGUUUCAAUUUCGGGGAGGUUUUAUUGAGUGGGUUGAACAUUUUAGCUGUAAAUGGCGGACUGGGGCGGGGUUCAGUCUGAAAUUUCAAUGUAAAUGGGGAGGGGUGGGGGCCGCCCAGGAGUCCGAAGGAUGCUUGUACAAAGUUUGUCACUUGUUUAAAAAAAGACCAUUUUUGCUGAUUCAGAAUGAUUUUUUUUUUUUUUCGUUAAUGCAUUCAAUUUGCUUUUUUUUUUUUCUUUGUUUUUUUUUUUUUUUUGUUUAAGCUCUUAAAAACUCUAGGUUGAUGAAUUUUUUGUACUUAGCUGUACCGUGUGAAAUUUUUCAGUGGUUGAAAGCUGACAUACAGAGAUUUAUUAGGGUGGGGAUGCGCUAAGGCUGGGGAGGCGAAUGUAUUGCUGUACAGCUAAUAAAAAAGAAAUUGACCUAA